GCAGUUUAAAACUCGGGGGCUGUGUCACCUUCUGUCAUCCAGCAGAAGUACUGCUUGCAUCCUGCAUUCUCCUCCCACAGCAACAACAGCUGCACGCCGUGGACUCCAAAUGCGGACUACCUGGAAGACUGAGUUACUGUGAGUGGGGAUGCACUUUUUUCAUUUCACAUUUUGUACGGAAACUUUUCCCACAAGCUCAGCAAUGGCAAAGUGGUUUAUCCAAACAUUGCAUGUACUGAUGAUUUUGGAGCCCACUUGGAGUAAAAUGUCUGAGGAUGUGAGAGAAGUCAUGCGUCAAAGUGGUCAUGUAGCGUCGGAGCAGCGCGUCUUUACGCACGCAAGCUCCAGCAGCAGGGACAUGGUCUCCAUCAGUAUGUUUAAAGUCUACGAGAGAUACAGCGAGGAGACAAGCAGUCACAAGGAGGGAAACACCGUGAGAAGCUUCACAUCUGUCCCGAGAGUGUUGCAUGGAAAAGAAAUGUUCCAGUUCAACUUGUCGUCCAUCCAAGACUCAGAGGUCAUCCUGUCUGCCUCCUUCCACUUCUUCUACAAACGUCAACACCAACGUUUGUGGCGUUUCCGAAGACCCCGCCGCCCGUCUGCCACCAUCCACCGUCACCCUUCGGUCCUCUUCCAUGGAUUCUUUCCCAACUCUGCUUCCGCAACGCUUCUAGGAAACAUAACUCUGACCUCCUUUAAGAAAGGAGCCUGGCAGUCAGGGGAUGUUACGAGCAUCGUCAAACAAGGCAGGGAUGCGAAAGAUCAUGUCAUCGUGGUGGAAUCCGAUUUGCUUUUAGGAGCAAUGCAGCAGAGGAGUCGUAACGACCAGGAGCGUCUCUCUGCAGAAAAUAUGCCUUUCAUUAUUCUCUAUGCUGAUGACCAAGCCAUAAACGAGCCCAACAGCGUGGCCGCCACCCUCCAGAGGUAUGGACCCUUCACAGUGGGGGAAGAUGCAACUACAUCAUCUUCAAGGAUUCGGAGGGAGCUCCAUCUCCAAAUCCAAACCAAUGACAUCCCAGAGGUGCAGUUCAGCACCUUAAAGAACCACGAGCUGUGGCAAAGCACUUAUUUUCCUGCCAAAUCCAUAGCCAAAACGGGAAGGAAGCAAAACCAAGAGGGCCGUGAAGCCGUCAGCAAACACCAGGUGCUGAGUUUUGAUGAGAGGACAAUGAAGAAGGCAAGGAGGAGACAGUGGAGUGAGCCCAGGGUUUGCUCAAGGCGCUACCUCAGGGUGGACUUUGCUGACAUUGGAUGGAACGAGUGGGUUUUAGCACCUAAGUCAUUUGACGCCUACUACUGCGCUGGUUCCUGUGGAUUCCCCAUCCCUAAGGUGGUACGACCUUCCAAUCACGCAACAAUCCAGAGCAUCGUCAGAGCUGUGGGAAUCGUGCCGGGUAUUCCAGAACCGUGCUGCGUACCAGAAAAGAUGAGUCCUCUCAGUGUGCUUUUCCUGGACCCCAAUAGGAAUAUGGUACUCAAGGUUUACCCGGGCAUGUCUGUGGAUACCUGUGCCUGUCGGUAGGAGCCGACAUUUUAUUUUCCCCAGACAGACCUUCUGUGAUGACAAGAGGGAUUUACUUUUUUGAGCCCUGGACAGCUUUGGUGGCUGUAUGAUGUCAAAAGUCAAAGACUGAAGUCAACAGACUCACAUAGCACACUUGACAAUUCAUUUACAUUGUUUCAACUUAACCUUUUUUAUACACAAAGUCAUUUAACACAGCCCGUAUAAUUAUAAAAAAGUCAUUAAUGCAUGAGAGGUAAUAUUUUGUGUAUACUGAAUAUAAUAACUGCAUUUUUACAGCUAGUUUUUGCUGCAAGCUGCAAGAUGGAGGGGACAUUUGUGUGUUGCUGCCACCUGCUGUGCAUUUGUAACAUUGCAGGGGAUGCAGCAAGGGCGCUUCCUCACUUUAACAAUAUUAAUAAAACAUUACUCGUGGUUAUCCAAUACAAUAUGUAAGUUUUACAAUAUGUACAGUAAGUAGUCUAAAAACGCUAUUUGUAUCAUCACUUGUUAUAUGCAGUACUUUUGUUACUGUAGUUUGAGGCUUGACUAAUUUUACAGUAGCUUGUAUGCUUGUCAAGGUAAUAAAGUAACUGUAAUUAAUUUAAAGAAUUUUUUUUUUCUUGCAUUUGUUCAGCACGAAAUGAUCAUGUUGAUUAUCUCAAUAUUAAAAGUGAUACAGUCAUCCCUCGUUUAUCGCUGUUAAUUGGUUCCAGACCUGAAAGAAAAGCCGUGAAAUUUGGGCAGAUUUUUCUAAAGUUUGCUUCUUCCCGCUGUGUUUGUUUUCCUCGAAUGUCUGCAUUAUUUAACCAUGCCAGUGUCUUUUGUCAUUGACAUCCAUCACUUUUAGACUGCAUAGUGGGUACUUUUAAACGCAUGAAUGGGCCACUGAAAGUGAUUUUGUUUUUACAAAACCCUGCAUGAAUCCGGCCAGGGUUGAAAGAAAAAAAAUGCAUGAAGAUAGGCCAGACUCGGGCCAAUGUCCCCAGACACAUUGGCUUGAUCCCCGGAACC
Molecule: messenger RNA, 2515 nt
Organism: Dunckerocampus dactyliophorus (ringed pipefish)
Lineage: Eukaryota; Metazoa; Chordata; Actinopteri; Syngnathiformes; Syngnathidae
Gene: ifngr1l
Product: growth differentiation factor 10b
Exons: 3
Coding region: 149-1522 (457 amino acids)
Biological process (GO): SMAD protein signal transduction; BMP signaling pathway
Cellular component (GO): extracellular region
Molecular function (GO): cytokine activity; growth factor activity
Source: RefSeq, a predicted model, not a curated record